Molecule: messenger RNA, 846 nt
Organism: Aphanomyces astaci
Lineage: Eukaryota; Oomycota; Saprolegniomycetes; Saprolegniales; Verrucalvaceae
Exons: 3
Coding region: 1-846 (281 amino acids)
Source: RefSeq, a predicted model, not a curated record
AUGAGCGCCGUGUUCAAAACUUUCAAUGAGAUGCUGGGACAAGAGCAGAUACCAACAUUAGCCUACAGACCCCAAGCGAACGGCCAGACGGAGCGGAUUAUCCAGCCCCUAACGGUUGGCAUUUGCAGUGAACACAACCAUCUCCAACACACGACACGAGACCCCUUUCGAUCUCAUGCACGGGUGGGACCCACAAACUACACAGUCAGCUGGCUUACCAACCACUCGUACGAAGUGUGGCUUCUCAUCGACCAGGUGGACGCUGGAGCGAAGAAAAAGUUAGCGCAUUUGUGGCAACACGAGUCACGUCCAACUGAGCUCGUUGAAGGUAUAGCGCCCAUCGCGUUCGACGUCGAAAUGAUCCUCGACGAUGGAGACUAUGACGAUGCAGAGGACGAGCCCCCAGACAACUCAGGCAACCCAGGCAACCCAGCGCUCCCGGGGAACCCUGGGAACGUCGAGGAGGUGCCUGUACCGGCGGCAAUAGCUGUGCCAGCGGCCAACACCAGCAACCCUACAGCCCCCAAAUCGAUCACAACCAUAAAGGACGACCGGAUGAUAGAGCACCAAACACGGCCUUGGCAGAAGCAAUAUGAAGUGCAACUCGAAGGAAGCGACCAGUGGGUGUGGGUGUCUGAACAUGCUAUGCCAGCAACUCCCUUGCUCUACGAGUUUGAACGGGGCCGAAAGAACUUCGAUCUACUGGCUGAGAUGGUUUUGGGAAAAGAGCUUCGGGUGGAGCCAGAACUGCGAAGAGUUGAUGCCGACGAAGAGCUUGCUACCCCGGAACUAGAAAUCGACCCAGUUCCAAGGGACCACACCUACGAAGAUGAAGAAAAGGAGUAG